AUGAUGUGCAAAGGUUUUCGCACCACAGCCACCUCUGCGGCCAUCAUCCUUGCAGGCAUACCGCCACUAUAUCUUAGAGCCGAGCAAGAAGCUACAAUAACCAGAGUCCUGCAACUACGCAAAGACGCCACCUUCCACGAUACAACCCACAGUCCGACCUUAUAUGAAAACCCUCGCCCCACCCAACGCCCACACCCAGGCAUUCAAGGAAGAAACUUCCGCAUCACCAUAGACAACACUAGCAAUUCUAGUAUUCCCAACGCUACGUACGUCUACUACACCGAUGGAUCCAAGAUUGAAGACGGAGUUGGUAGCGCCUACAUUUGCUACCACCAAAAUGAUGAACAUACCAGUUGGAAGGCAGCACUUCGGCACUUCAAUAGUGUGUUCCAGCAGGCAGAAGCCUUGGCCAUCCUCAACGCCACCAACGACAUACUAAGUAACGGCUACCACCAAGCAUGCAUCUGUACAGACAGCCAAUCUUCACUCCUGGCGAUUCAAAACUUAAGCCACACCUCCCCAAUUAUCUCCGAAAUCCAAAAGCUACUCUCUGUAAACCACCAGCAACGCAUUCACCUCACCUGGGUCAAGGCGCAUGCUGGUCUAGUUGGAAACGAGGCAGCAGACACCCUAGCCAAAGAAGCCGCCGCCAUCAGUUCUGAAGUUCAGCAAAUCCGUAUCCGUGCACCACCAUCGCAUCUAAAGAGGCUUCUCAAAGAAGACCUACUCAAAAUAUGGCAAGAGGAAUGGAACGCGUGUGACACCGGACGACGGACCUACAAUCUCCUACCCAAAGUCUCUCUAUCACGCCUCAUAGCUAUACCCCAACUCACCCGGUUCAUAACGGGACAUGGCCCCUAUCCAGCGUAUUAUUAUAGGCACAACAUCUCCACUACAGAUGCUUGCGUGUGCGGUGCCAACCAACUUGGAUCACCAGACCACUAUAUCUACUCUUGCCCACUCACAGCAGACAACCACAUUAAGCAUCCCACUCCUCCUACAGACGCCUUUCAACGGUUCAUUAUUAAAAACAAACCUGCAAUCAAUAAAAUCUGUAAGGUCAUUGACCAGCUCGCCGCUAUGGGCCAAGAUAUAUGCGACGCUGCAUAA
Messenger RNA from Stegodyphus dumicola, 1110 nucleotides. RefSeq lists its product as uncharacterized. Lineage: Eukaryota; Metazoa; Arthropoda; Arachnida; Araneae; Eresidae. The record is from RefSeq and is a predicted model, not a curated record.